Messenger RNA from Myotis daubentonii (Daubenton's bat), 3785 nucleotides. RefSeq names its product complement receptor type 2-like. The record is from RefSeq and is a predicted model, not a curated record. The transcript has 18 exons. Bases 72 to 3044 code for a protein of 990 amino acids. NCBI's taxonomy places the organism in Eukaryota, Metazoa, Chordata, Mammalia, Chiroptera, Vespertilionidae.
CAUCCUAUAAGUUAACUCAAUGAGGCACCUGCUCCUUGGCUCUGUCGGGAUUCCCACUGAUCUCCCCGACAAUGACGGCUUUUGGCGGGACGCGAACCACACCUCCCCGGCGCCCUGAGAGCCCCUUCUCCUCUUGGAGCUUCGUUGGGGUCCUUUUGGUGGCUCUAGUGCUCCAGUUGCCCACAUCCUUCGGGAUUUUUUGUGACCCUCCUCCUCCUAUCCGAAAUGGUCGGAAUAGUUAUACUUCUGGCUCCAUACCUCUUAACACUUUGGUGAGGUACAGUUGUCCCUCUAACUUCCGCAUCAUUGGAGAAAAGAAUCUUUUCUGUAUAAGUAAAGACCAAGUGAAAGGAAUCUGGGAUAAACCUGCUCCUACAUGUGAAUAUUUCAACAGAAGAUCUAUUUGCUCUGAGCCCGUAGUGGCAGGGGGACACAAAGAUAAAAGAUCUAGACCACCAUACAUACAUGGUGAUUCUGUGACCUUUACCUGUGAUGCCAACUUCACCAUGAAAGGAAGCAAGACCGUUUGGUGCCAAGCAAAUAAAAGGUGGGGGCCGACACCACUACCAACCUGUGAGAGUGAUUUCCCCCUGGAGUGUCCACCACUUUCCAUGAUCGCCAAUGGACAUCACACAGCAGAGAAUGUCAGCCUCUUUGUCCCUGGACUGUCUGUGACUUACAGCUGUGAGCCUGGCUACUUGCUUGUUGGAGAAACGACCAUUCGUUGUUUGUCUUCAGGAGACUGGAGUGCAGUCAUUCCACAAUGUGAAGAGGCCCAGUGUGAUGCUCCAGGACCACUGCUCAAUGGGCAGGUAAAGGGGCCUGCAAGUCGUCAAGUUGGCGCAACUAUAACCUUUUCCUGUAACGAAGGAUAUCGAUUACGAGGCCAACCUUCUAGUCAGUGUGUAAUUGCUGGACAGAGAGCUUUAUGGACCAAGAUGCCAAAAUGUGAAGCAAUCCUUUGCCCACCACCUCGUCCUAUUCUCAAUGGAAGGCAUACAGGCAACCCUUCAGGGAACAUUCCAUAUGGAAGCACAGUCACUUACACUUGUGACCCGGGCCCAGAGAGAGGAGUGGACUUCAUCCUGAUUGGGAAGGACACUAUCCAUUGCACCACUGAUAGUCAGAAGACUGGGAUCUGGAGUGGUCCUGCCCCACGCUGCGAACUUUCUACUCCUGGAACUCACUGUCCACCUCCCCAGAUCCUAAGAGGCCAAAUAUUGUCUGGGCAGAAAGAUCAAUAUUCAUAUAAUGACACUGUGGUAUUUCAUUGCUCGUUGGGCUUCACCUUGAAAGGUAGCGAGAGAAUAAGGUGCAGUGCCCUAGGCACAUGGGAGCCCUCUGCACCUGUCUGUGAAAAGGCGUGCCAAGCCCCUCCUGAAAUCCUCAAUGGGCAAAAGGAAGAUCGACAUGGGAUGCGCUUUGAGCCUGGAACAUCCAUAAAAUACAGCUGUGACCCUGGCUAUGUGCUGGUGGGCGAAGAAUCCAUACAUUGCACCUCUGAGGGGGUGUGGACACCCACUGUCCCCAAAUGCAAAGUGGCAGAGUGUGAACCUAUAGGAAAGUAUCUCUACAAAAAACCCCAGGAUCGAGUGAUUAGACCAGAUGUUAACUCUUCUUGUGAUGAAGGGUCCCGGUUAGGUGAGAGUGUUUAUCAGCUGUGUCAAGGCACCAUUCCUUGGUUUAUAGAGAUUCGUCUUUGUAAAGAAAUCACCUGCCCACCGCCCCCUGUUAUCGACAAUGGGGCACACACAGGGAGUUCCUCAGAAGACUUUCCAUAUGGAACCACAGUCACUUAUUCCUGUAACCCUGGGCCAGAGAAAGGCGUGGAAUUCAACCUCAUCGGGGAGAGCACCAUCCGUUGUACAAAAGAUGGUCAGGAGAGGGGCAUCUGGAGUGGCCCUGCUCCUCUUUGUAAACUUUCCCUCCCUGCUGUUCAGUGCUCACAUGCCUACAUUGAAAAUGGAUACCAGAUAUCGGGCAAGGAAGCCCCAUAUGUCUACAAUGACAGUGUGACAUUCAAGUGUGUUGAUGGAUUUACUUUGAAGGGCAGCAGUGAGAUUCGUUGCAAAGCCAAUGACACCUGGGAUCCCGAAAUACCCAUUUGUGAGAAAGACUGCCAGCCACCUUCGGGGCUGCACCAUGGUCGGCAUACAGGCGGAAAUAGGGUCCUCUUUGUCUCUGGGAUGACUGUAGACUACACCUGUGACCCCGGCUACUCGCUUGUGGGAAACAAAUCCAUUCACUGUAUGCCUUCCGGAAACUGGAGUCCUUCUGCCCCUCGGUGUGAAGAAGCGCCAUGUGAGCCCCAGGGAGGAGAUGUUCACGAGCUUCCAGCUGAUUCGCAUGUGGUUCUAGUUAAUACAUCCUGUCAAGAUGGGUAUCAGCUGACUGGACAUACUUAUCAGAAGUGUGAAGAUGCUGAGACUGGUGUUUGGUUCCGAAGGAUUCCACUCUGUGAAGCUACUCACUGUCCACGUCCACCAGUGAUUAACAACGGGAGGCACACAGGUGUGAGGGCAGAACACUUUCUCUAUGGAAUUGAAAUCUCUUAUGAAUGUGACCAAGGAUUCUCUCUUCUGGGAGAGAGAAACAUACGAUGCAUAAGUGAUUCUGAAGGACAUGGAUCUUGGAGUGCACCUCCCCCACAGUGCUUAAAACCUCCUCCUGUGGCCCACUGCCCUCACCCAGAGGUCAAACAUGGGUACACGCUGAAUAAAACUCAUUCGUCAUAUUCCCUCAAUGACACUGUACAUGUUGCCUGCAACCCUGGUUUCAUCAUGAAUGGCAGUGACUUGGUUAGGUGCCAUGCCAAUAACAAAUGGGUGCCAGGUGUACCAACGUGUAUCAAAAAGGGGUCACUUGCUCCUCUUCUUGGUGGUCUUUCUGCAGGUUUCGUGGUUCUUAUCUGCUUGGUUAGUGUCACCUUGUACAUGAUAUUAAAACACAGAAAAUACAAUUAUAGACAUAAAAGCCUCAUAGAAGAUCUUCAUUUAGAGACACGAGAAGUAUAUUCUGUUGAUCCAUACAACCCAGCAAGAUAACCAGAAGUGUGCCUUCGUGCUUGGAAUGCAGCUGAACACGGGUUGGAAAGAAACCAUUUGAAUAUCAGCAAGUCUAUCUGUAUGGGCUCCCCAUCACCGAAAUGAUGUCUUAAGCUGUAACUUCCUAUUUGCACUUAUUCUCGAGCAACACAAGGAACGUUUGCCUGAUGAGAAAGACGGGAGCCCAGUGUCACUGCCACCUGCUCUCCAAGGACUUUCUGAAGCCUCGCCUGUGAUGCGCCUGGAGCCAGGCUUUGGCUAUAAGCAGUUACAUACUAGUGGCUCUGAGGAGUCAUCUUUUCUAGGAAAGCACUAAAGUGAACUGUUUUUAUAUGCAGACUCUUCCUUUUUUAUAAUCAGCAUACUUACUGUUACCACAUAGUUUUGGUUAUAGUGUGGUUUUAAUUAUUUAGUCAUAGUAUGAAGGAUUUCCUGUGGUUUUCAUGGGCAUAUCUUUAUAGAGAAGUCUGAUUUUAUUUUAAUAGUGGUUUUUCUUCUCAGAUAGAGUUAAACAUUUCAUUUUAAUUUCCACUUGGUUUGAGGUUUUCUACACUAUAUACUUUCUGUUUCCAUGAUCACUCAGUAAUUCCAACUCAAACAAGUUUUUUCUUUUAAUAAUGGGAGUGAAAUUUUAAUUCCAAAGUUUUUGUGUACAAUUUAAUCUUUAGAUAUAUUCUUGGUGCUUUUGUCAGAAGAUCUGGUUGCUUGUAAAAUGUCAUUUCAAAUAAAUUUUAUCUUUAA